GGGUUUUUUUGCAAGUUGAAAGCGGGAACGUAUUCUCUGAACCUGAGCUCCCGCCGCCGCCGCACCUAGCACCAGCUUUCUUGUGAAGAUGUAUACGUCAAGGAAGAAGAUCCACAAAGAUAAAGAUGCUGAGCCAUCUGAAUUUGAGGAGUCAGUUGCUCAGGCACUCUUUGAUUUGGAGAAUACCAACCAGGAGCUGAAGAGUGAUCUCAAAGAUCUCUACAUAAAUUCAGCACUUCAAGUUGAUGUUUCUGGGAACCGGAAGGCUGUGGUUAUUCAUGUUCCCUACAGGUUGAGGAAAGCUUUCCGCAAGAUUCAUGUUAGGCUCGUCAGGGAGCUCGAAAAGAAGUUUAGUGGGAAGGAUGUCAUUCUCAUUGCUACCAGAAGGAUAUUGAGACCUCCAAAGAAAGGUUCUGCUGUUCAAAGGCCACGCAGCCGCACUUUGACUUCUGUUCAUGAGGCAAUGCUGGAGGAUGUUGUCUUACCUGCUGAGAUUGUUGGGAAGCGAAUUAGAUACCGACUUGAUGGGUCAAAGAUAAUGAAGGUAUUUUUGGACCCCAAGGAGCGAAACAACACUGAGUACAAACUGGAGACCUUUGCUGCAGUUUACAGGAAGCUAUCAGGCAAGGAUGUUGUGUUUGAGUUCCCCGUAACAGAGGCAUAGAUGGAUUUUUAUGUUCAAUGCAUCUCUUAUGUGUCUCUUUGUUCUACAAGAAAUGCUUUUCUGAUUGCAAAGUAUUUAAAAUUUUGGCAUUUGAGUUUCUAAGCAAGCAGAAAGAUGUCAAGUUGGGUUUUGUUUUCGUUAGUGGUUUAUGGUUAAUGCUUGCCUUGGUGUAGGAUUCUGAGAUUUAAGGUAAAUUUAUUCUCAUUUUACUAUAUUAGUACAAAAUUUAAAUGUCAAGGGUUUUUCUUUUUGUGACCUCCUGGACUGGAAUUUGUGUUAGGUCUGCAACAUCCAAUUUCCAACUUCUCUAGGAGAAAUCUGCACUCCAAAGAGUAUUAUGUCGUGGGAGAGAUUAUUUUCCUGUUGUACGAGGUUGUUAGCAAGGAUAGAAUCAAUCCUAGUCAACAAU
Rubroshorea leprosula is the source of this 1073-nucleotide messenger RNA. The record is from the annotation of a GenBank genome assembly. Lineage: Eukaryota; Viridiplantae; Streptophyta; Magnoliopsida; Malvales; Dipterocarpaceae.